AACAAGUCAGGAUAAAUACGUGUUUUGCAUGUAAACUUAUACAAUGGUAUUGGAGGACUCGAUCUAUACGAUGUGAUAUACCAUAAAUGAUAAAUGAAGAUAAAUAUCACGAUUAUAAGCGUAAAGUUAAGUACUGGUUUUAUUCUGCAUAUAUGAAUGCAGUCCUUGGUGAAUGAAAGAAAACAUGUGCGAACAGCAAAAAUAGGGCAUAGAGCGAGAGAAUCGGGAAUAAGAUACAUUUGUUUUGAUCUCAGAUUUGUUGCAAUCGAAUGACUGACUCUGAGUGGAUCAUGUCAGAGCUUUACUUUAAGGAAGAUGCCAACUAGGAGAGCAUUGCGUAUUGCAUUGUUGCAUUGUACACUAGGAGUGCAAACAUCAAGUGCAUUGCAGAUUGGGAGUGUUAACCAGGAGUGCAAUGUGUACUAGGAGUACAUUGCCUAUUAGGAGUGCAUUGUACGGAAAUGGAAAGAUGUACAAGCUACAAUCGGGAUUGAUCGAAGCGGAGAUAUGGUGAUUGAACCCAGAGGAUAGAAUAAUUGAGUGAAUCGACAAAUAGCAGAACAUUUACGGGCAGGUUGAAUUAACUUUAAUGAACUAAUGCAGCAUCGAAGAACAUUGUUAAUGAUGCUGUGAAGAAACGUCAUCACAUCCAGUCGAUGACCUUCAUCAGGUGACCUUAUUAAAGGGGUACAAACUGUUGAGAACGGGGAUUUAUAUUGUCACACCUUAGCGUUGGAUAUUAUACUUAACUUAAAGGGGCACACACUGUUAGGAACGCGGGUUUCUAUUGUCACACCGUUGGACAUUAUGAUUAAAGGGCCUCUACGUUGAAUAUAUUAAUUUAAAUGGCUACACACAAUUAAGAACUGAGAUGUCUUAUAUCAUACCUUUACGUUAGACAUAUUAUUUAAAGGGACACACACGACUAAGAACGGAGAUUUUUUAUGUCACACCUUCACGUUGGAUAUAUUAAUUAAAGAGACACACACUGUUCACUGCCUUCACGUUCACAUCUUGUUGCCUUGGACAGAUUAAAGGGACAUACUAGUCUCCACCUUUAUCACGUGACACUAAAAUAUGCAGCUCAGGUUACUACUGAACUUCAAAUCCUAAUUACUUAAUGCAUUUGAAGACAUUUAUUAGGAUUAACUGAAACGUUGGGAUUGCACUGGGGCCUACGAUCAUUUUAUUCACCAAAGUAGUAUUUGAAUUAACGUAUACAAUGCAUAACAUCUUACACUUUGUUUCACAACAAAUUUUGGAUUAGACCCAGUGUUUUAUGGCAACUGCCUAGGAAAUUAUAUAUAGGAUGUUAGUAUAUUAGUUCGAGGCAAUCACGAUUCAAAUGCCGUCAUUGUUCCCAAAACUAUUAAAGGUGAGAGCGGGCAAUCUACUGGCGAUCUUGUGCUUCUUAAGUAUCUUUAUUUACGUUACUUUUAUGAUGGAUGGGCCCAACGAUAGCGUCCAGGAGGCAUAUGGGCAGCAACAACUACCAUACAGGUGUGAAAAUAUUAAUGAUAUUAAACUUAUAAGAAAGCUAGGUGAAGGUUUAAGUAAAGAGGUAUUUGAAGGGAUGCAUUAUGAUGGCUACCAUGGCAACAGAGUUGCAGUUAAAAUGGUUACCGAUGAAGUCCAGGUGGUUGCUAGGUGUUUGAAUCACCUGGGAGAAGAUGAAGAUAGUCUCCGUUGUUUUACAUUCCCUGCCAUGAGACUUAUGAAGGAAAUACUCAUCCUUCAGCAGCUCAAACAUCAAAACAUUGCCCGGUUGCUAGGUUACUGUCUCCAUAGUGACCAGUUUAUGACGACAAUGGAUACGAACGUUGAUUUAAAACAACAUGGCUUAGUUGCAAUCCACGAAUACGGCACCCCGAUCUCAAUCAGUGACAUCCUCAAUUGGUCACCCAACCAACAACUUCAUGUUAUAACUGAACUACUCGAUUUGCUCAUCUAUCUGGACGACUCCCCUAUGGGAUCAGUCCUAGUCCCGGAAAUUGCUGAAAAACACAUAUUGCUUUCACUGGACGGUCACGUGAAACUAAUAGAUUUCGAGGACGUAACAAGUGAAGAGCCCGUGUGUUCAAAAAGGGAGCCCUGCAGGCACAGGGUUCCCUGUGUGAAAGGGACAUGCAAGGGGUUCAAUGCUAAAGAGAACCUUGAUAACAUGCAUGAGUUGAUACUGAGACAAUUGUUGCUGAACUCUGACAUACCAGACUUAGUUGGAAGUAUUGAUACCAUAGAACAUUAUAACAUCAAUGCAAGUCAGUUGAAAGACUUGGUGAUGAAAAAUAUGUGAAAGUCCUCGAUGUUUACAUCAUCUCCGAACGCAAAGGCACCCUCCACAAUUUGAUUCAUGAAUAUAUCAAGUGUGAAGGACCAGCCAUUGUGGAAGAUUUACACAGUAACAAUAUACAGAGCAGAAAUCAUAAGUCUAAGAAAUCAUUAAACAGGGUAUUAAAAGUUAUGUCUUCAGGGUAAAUUGUGCAAUCUUCACAAACGUUCCUCAUAAAUAUUACAGACAGUUGUACAUGUAGAUCAUUUUCAUUGAUUGUCGAGUUGAUUGAUGUGAAAAUGAAGUACUUGAUUGAAUAGAUAAAACAAGGGACCAAGAUGGGACAUGGAUCCAUGAUAUGACAUUCAUAUUUCAUCAGCAACAUCAUGUGUAAAUGAGAGUCUGACUUGUCCCUAUAAAUGCUUCAAUUGGGUUUGAUUGGUUUGAUAGCUUAUGACUGAUUUGCUCUCUCUGUAUAUUGAACAUUUUGCCAAGAAAAAAUGUUCAGUGUUGGUAGGUGUUCACUACAGAAGGUAAAUUAUACAGAAGUCAGUGAG
Messenger RNA from Owenia fusiformis, 2826 nucleotides. The record is from the annotation of a GenBank genome assembly. Lineage: Eukaryota; Metazoa; Annelida; Polychaeta; Sabellida; Oweniidae.